UCUAUAGCUAGUGGAAACUCCUCCGUAGAGGCGCGUUUUUACGCCAAAUCACUUCCAUGCUGCCAGCACAUGAGGAGAGAGCAGAGACGAUCAGCUCACACCAAAGACUUUUACACCAACUCUCCCACCUUCAGACAGCACAAUGGCAGAAGAAAAUAUCUCAAUAGAAGAUGUAAAGACGUCCAACGGUGAAGCGCACCAGGACAACCCGACCAUCGCCAACGGCUUGGGCGAUCACAAGAGGAGCGAGCCGGAGAGCAGAGGGCAGAAGCUGAAACGCUUCGCCAUGGCCAAUCUACUGGUCAUCCUGACGGUGUCCGCGGUCAUCGUCGGCGUGUUCAUCGGGCUCGGCGUGCGAAGCGCCGGGUUGAGCCGCACGCAGAUCCUUUACUUCGGAUUCCCCGGUGAGCUCCUCAUCCGCCUGCUCAAGAUGAUCAUCAUUCCUCUGGUGGUCUGCAGUCUGGUGUCAGGGGCUGCCAGCCUUGACCCCAAAGCCCUGGGCAAGCUGGGCGGCUGGGCGAUGCUCUUCUUUCUGGUGACCACUCUGAUCGCGUCUGCCAUCGGCGUUAUUAUGGCGUUCAUCAUUCAGCCUGGCUCCAGCGACGGCCAAAAAAUAUCCAACCUCAACCAGGAUGACACGGAGAUUCCUGAAGCCAAAGAAGUCAUCGAUUCGUUUUUAGACUUGAUAAGAAACAUCUUCCCGCCGAACCUGGUAGCAGCUGCAUUUCAGUCGUAUGCCACUGGUUACAAGAUUAAAAAUAUUACCAGCUCGACCAACUUGACCACCUUCACUGUGGAAAAGACUCCAGUUGGCACAGAAGUGGAUGGAAUGAACAUCCUGGGUCUCAUCGUUUUUGCCAUGGCGUUUGGUGUGGCCUUGAGGAAACUUGGAGAGGAAGGAGAGAUCCUUAUCAAGUUCUUCAACUCUUUCAAUGAGGCCACCAUGGUGUUGGUCUCCUGGAUCAUGUGGUAUGCACCACUGGGUAUUAUGUUCCUGGUUGCUGCUAAGAUUGUAGAAAUGGAGGAUGUUGGCUUGCUGUUCGCCAGCCUGGGGAAGUACAUCGCCUGCUGCGUCAUUGGCCAUGCCAUCCAUGGUCUCCUUGUCCUCCCGCUCAUUUACUUUGUAAUUACACGGAAAAACCCAUACACUUUCUUGCUGGGAUUGGUCACCGCUUUGGCCACUGCCUUUGGAACGUCCUCUAGCUCUGCCACGUUGCCCCUUAUGAUGAAAUGUGUGGAGGAGAACAACGGUGUGUCCAAGCACAUCAGCCGCUUCAUCCUGCCCAUCGGAGCGACCGUCAACAUGGACGGAGCCGCCUGCUUCCAGUGCGUAGCUGCGGUGUUCAUCGCUCAGCUGAACGGAAUCCCACUGAACUUCGUCCAGGUCAUCACCAUCCUUGUCACUGCGACGGCGUCUAGCGUGGGUGCUGCUGGGAUCCCUGCUGGAGGGGUGCUGACGCUGGCCAUCAUUUUGGAGUCAAUAGGCCUGCCCACCAACGAUCUGUCCCUCAUCUUGGCUGUGGACUGGCUUGUCGACCGCACUUGCACGGUCAUCAAUGUUGAAGGCGACGCCUACGGAGCAGGUCUUCUGCAGUAUUUCGUGGACCGCACUUCCAGUAAAGAGGGGGCGGAGCUAAAUAAAGUGCGAGUGGAGGAAGAAGACCCCGUUUCCAGGCCAGAAAGUUCUCCGCUCAUCGAAAAACAGGGAAACCUUGAAUUGGAAGAGGUCGCUGGCCCGAAACACUGUGAAAAGGAGUCCGCCAUGUAGACUUGCACAAUAUUUCAACAAACUUUCCUUCCCGACCUGUCUGAUCUCACUAAAUCAAUCUCUGCAUCCACACAGUGACCAUGAGAGAGAUACAGGUUUAGAUUAAGACAGGACAAAGACUACAUCCUUUUGACCCUCCUCUAUGCCCAGCUCUUUAUGAAAGGAGUCUGCCAAAACGUAUGCACAUUUAGAUGGAAAAAUGCUUGAACAAUUAUUUAUUAGAUGCUGGUCAGACAUUUUGGAUUUUUUCUCUUUUUUUAUAUUUGCUUUACUCCUUUUAUAAAAAAAAAAAAA
This is a messenger RNA of Sinocyclocheilus rhinocerous, 2062 nucleotides long. It is a transcript of the gene slc1a5, whose product is annotated as solute carrier family 1 member 5. Lineage: Eukaryota; Metazoa; Chordata; Actinopteri; Cypriniformes; Cyprinidae. The record is from RefSeq and is a predicted model, not a curated record. Gene Ontology annotation, molecular function: symporter activity; L-aspartate transmembrane transporter activity; neutral L-amino acid transmembrane transporter activity. Gene Ontology annotation, cellular component: plasma membrane. Gene Ontology annotation, biological process: L-aspartate import across plasma membrane. The transcript has 9 exons. Bases 143 to 1768 code for a protein of 541 amino acids.